UUCAUUUAAAUAUAUAUUAAAAUGGCUAAAGGAAAGAAGAAGGCUGGAGGUAACCCAGGUAAAGGAGAAAAGAUUUUCAAGAACUUGUGUGCUGUAUGCCACUCACUCACCAGUCACGGAACUGGACCAGCUUUGGCAGGUCUCGCAGGAACAAACAUUGCUGGUCAGGAUGGAUUCUCAUACUCGGGAGCACUUUCUGGUAAGGCUACCUUAAAGUGGACUGAUGCUAACAUGAACAAGUGGUUGAAAUCACCAGCUGAUUUUGCUCCAGGAAAUGCUAUGGCUUUCGCUGGUAUCCCAAGUGCUAAAGACAGACUCGAUCUCAUUGCUUACUUGAAGGCUACAUAAACAAUAAUUUUAUUGAAAAGGAGUUGAAGAUAACCAGAUUCUCGUCCAUUUAUAUGCUCUCC
This is a messenger RNA of Moneuplotes crassus, 410 nucleotides long. The record is from the annotation of a GenBank genome assembly. NCBI's taxonomy places the organism in Eukaryota, Ciliophora, Spirotrichea, Euplotida, Euplotidae.